Thrips palmi is the source of this 1691-nucleotide messenger RNA. Its product is annotated as monocarboxylate transporter 10-like. Gene Ontology annotation, biological process: monocarboxylic acid transport; transmembrane transport. The record is from RefSeq and is a predicted model, not a curated record. Bases 45 to 1466 code for a protein of 473 amino acids. Lineage: Eukaryota; Metazoa; Arthropoda; Insecta; Thysanoptera; Thripidae. Gene Ontology annotation, molecular function: monocarboxylic acid transmembrane transporter activity. The transcript is spliced from 8 exons.
CGCGCGGUUCGCGACUCGGCCGAUAACACGGCGAGGACGCCAAGAUGCUCGUCCCCGAGUACAGCGGCAUGACGCGACGCGCCAGCAGCACGUCGGCGACGUCGACGACCCCGGAGCAAGCCCCGGAGAGCGUGGAGCUGGAGAGGAAGGGCGCCGUGGAGGCCGACGCGCCGCCGCCGCCCGCCGAGGACGUGGUCUUCCCCGACGGCGGGUACGGCUGGGUCAUCAUGGCGGCCUUCUCCGUCAACACCAUGUUCGUCGUGCAGCUCAGCAUGGUUUUCGGACUGAUUCUGACGGAGGCGUUUCGCGAAUUGGACAUGCCGAAAACGGGAGUGGCCACCAUCAUGACGUUCAACCAAUCCUUCAGCCUGCUGUUCGGGCUCGUCUCCGGGUCGCUGGUGCGGCGAUUCGGGUACCGCAGGGUCGCUGUGGUCGGCGUGGUCCUCGCCUCCUGCGGUAUGGUGCUCACCGCCUUCUCCACCUCCUUCAUGGCCUUCAUGGUCACCUACGGCGUCAUCAUGUCGGCGGGGGCGGGCCUCACCACGCCGGCCUUCUCCGUGGCGCUCAACUCGUACUUCAAGAAGCGGCGCAGCCUGGUGACGGGGCUGGCGCUGGGGCUCACGGGGGCGUCCGGCGUGCUCUUCCCGCAGAUCGUCAGCGCCAUGCUCAAGUACCUGGGGUCGUCGUGGACCUGCGUGGGCUGCGGCGGCCUGUCCCUCUUCGCACUGGUGGCGGCCGCGUUCCUGGACCCCGUCGAGCAGCACCGACCCCACGCAGUGUGCCACACUGCAGGCGGCACCACCCGUGAGGCCGGCGCCGCGGGGCUGGCGCGGCAGCUGGCGCGCUUGCUGGACCUGAAGCUGCUCGGCAGCGGCGCCACCAUGGUGCUGCUGCUGGGCCUGGCCGUCUCCAACAUGGCGGAGAUCACGUUCAAGACGAUGGUGCCCUUCAUCCUGGCGGAGCGCGGCCAGGACAGGCAGAGCGUGGCCACCUUCCUGUCCCUGACGUCGGGCACGGCGGCCCUGGGCAAGCUGGCCGCGCCGCUGCUGCAGGCGCUGGCUGGGCUCAGCUCCAAGGGCAUGUACGUCGCCGUGCUGCUCGUCGUCAUCUGCGCGCGCGUCGUGCUGGUGCUGGUGACGGACUACUCGAGCUUGCUGGUGCUGGCGGUGGUGCUGGGCGUGACCAAGGGCGUCCGCGCCGUGUUCUACAACCUCGUCAUCCCGGACCACGUGCACCUGGAGCAGCUCGCCCCGGCCAUCGGGCUGCAGGCCGCGUUCACCGGCGUCUUCCUGCUCGUCAACGGGCCGGUCAUAGGCGUCAUCCGAGAGAACAGCUCCAGCUACAACGUGGUCAUCAUGACGUGCAACGGCAUCACGGCGUCCUGCAUCCUGGCGUGGGCCGUGGAGCUGCUCGUCCAAGUGGUGCGCCGCCGAAGCAAGCGAAGCAAGGCGUCCCGGCUGGCCUAGCGCUGCUUGCGCUGCCCGGCGCACAGUGGGCCAGAAGGCCGGUGGAGGCGGACAAAACUCUAGACGCGGUUUGUGCUCCAGAGUCGCUAAAUGGGACUCAAACCGAACGUGUGACCCCACCAGCUCUCCGAACGAGUAAAUCAUUGGUGGGGUCACACUGUUGCACACGCUCCACGCCAAGCCGAGCGCUGCACAGUGGGCCAGAAGACUGGUGGAGGCGGCCAA